AUGGCCACCGUGGACGCCACGCCGACGGCGGAGUCCGGCAACGGCAAGCAGGCGCCGUCCCCUCCGGCGGAGCGCAGAAGCAGCUUCUCCGGCGCCGACCUGGCGCUGAGGGCGCUCCUGUUCGCGGUGACGCUCGCGGGGCUCGUCGUGCUGGCCACCGCCAAGCAGACGGCGCUCGUCCCGGUCCCGCAGAUCCCGGGGCUCCUCCUCUCCCGCCCCGCCAAGUUCAACCACUCGCCGGCGCUCAUAUAUCUGCUGGUGGCGCUGUGCGUGACGUGCUUCUACAGCCUGCUGACGGCCCUCACCUCGCUCAAGCUCAUCAUCUCCGGCUCCUCUCCCACCAAGACUCUCUUCCUCCUUGUUCUGCUCGAUGUGUUAUACGCAGCUAUCAUGGCUUCAGCGACCGGCUCAGGGGGUGGUGUAGCAUGGAUCGGGGUCAAGGGCAACACGCACACCAACUGGAACAAGAUCUGCAACAUCUACGGCAACUUCUGCCGUCACAUUGGCAGCUCCGUCUUCCUGGGCCUCAUCGCCUCCAUCAUCCUCGUCCUGCUCACCAUCCUCAACACCCACUCCUUGUACCGCCGCAGUCGCUAA
Miscanthus lutarioriparius is the source of this 597-nucleotide messenger RNA. NCBI's taxonomy places the organism in Eukaryota, Viridiplantae, Streptophyta, Magnoliopsida, Poales, Poaceae. The record is from the annotation of a GenBank genome assembly.